AUGGCAAGACCUUUGGAGAGAGUUGCUAAUAUAACAGACAAAAAGUGGCGUUGGAAAGUUGCCGUUAAAUUACAACACAAAUGGAGCGUGCUAUCAAACAACAAAGAGAAUUUUGAAAUGGUGGUCUGGUGUGAUAUUCAUGUUAUUGUACCUCAUCUUUAUAGGCAUACUUUUGAUUCCGUAUUGGUUGUGAACGAGACAUACACUAUUGCAAACUUCCAGGUUCAACUUACUGAUAUGCUUUUCAAACCUUCAGCUCACAAAUACCUCAUAAAAUUCACUAGUGGGACCAAAGUUGGGGAUAGAAACAUGCAUCAAAUCCAAGAUAAGAGUCACAAGGUAACUCCUUUGGUUGAUAUCAUAACUGGAAAGUGGAAUAAAGAUAGACUUAUAGAUGUUAUUGGAGUAGUUGAGGAAAUAGGGUACACACAAUCUCAGGUCGGUGGUAAGAAGCAGCAGUUCAAUUUUCCUAGAAACAACACUAUUAAUUGUACGCUAUGGGAGGUGUACGCAAUGCAAUUUGCCAACUUUAUACAACAACAGAAUGAUACUUCCAUUCCAGUUGUGGUUUUGAUUCAAUAUGCUAAAGUCAAAGAAGAAUCUGGGAAAUAUCCUUUAUCUGUCACCAACACGUGCAAUGUGACAAAAUUAUCCAUCAAUGAUGAUUUGGAACUAAUCCAACAAUUCGCAAAGAGGAGUAGGAUUGAGACAAGCGGGGGAGAAACUUUUGCUUCUCUAGGGUGUUCAAAUUGUAUAGUGUUGUUUCGGUGUGUUGGUGAUUUCAACAGUGCAAUCGUUGUUGAAGCCGUGUUGUUUCCCGAAUCCAAUAAGGACAUGAAUUCAAGAUUUUUGUCUGCAAAUUGA
Messenger RNA from Vicia villosa (hairy vetch), 864 nucleotides. RefSeq lists its product as uncharacterized. The record is from RefSeq and is a predicted model, not a curated record. Lineage: Eukaryota; Viridiplantae; Streptophyta; Magnoliopsida; Fabales; Fabaceae. The coding region runs from base 1 to 864 and encodes 287 amino acids. The transcript is spliced from 6 exons.